AUGAACAACAACGAUCUGUUGCUACGCAUCUGUAAACAUGGCAAUGUUUAUAUGCUCCAACAAUACUUGGCGUGGACCAUGCAUCGACCACUGUCUUGCAGCAACCUUGUAUAUUUGAUCAAGGCUAUUGACGCUGGCAACGAACAGUUUGUGCGCCUGAUGCUCAAGGAACACAACAAGCGUACUUGGACAUAUGUUACUGCAUGCGACUUUAAGAGACCUGGCAUUUCAGUUGGCAUGCUGAAAUUGUUGCACGAGGAGUAUGAUAUACUCUUUAACGUCGAAGUCGGUCUAUGGAGCAAGGCACUCAUUUAUUCAACUAAAUGCAAUAUUAUGGAGAGCGUACAAUACAUCUUGGCCAACAUAUCAACGGCAUGGAGGGAGAGCCAUGCUGAUGAGGUCGAACAGACGAUCAUUAAUUGCAUGGUUCAAUGUGUGAAUGAUGAUAACAUACCCAUGCUUCAAUGUUUAAUCGACAUGGAGCCAACUACAUUCCAACAACACUGUGAAUACAUUAAUCACAGGGCGAUCCAGUUUGGCCAUGAGUCAAUCGUUCGGCAUCUCCUCACACUUCAGCCCAACAACAACAAGAUCUUGCUGGAGCUGCCGUCAGGCCCAUGCAGGAAAAGGUUUGCAGAGACAAGACUUCGCAAUGCAAUUCUAAUGGAUGAUGUUGAUGAAGCAGAUAGCAUCAUCACUCUGAUGACAUUCGAGCUUGGCCCUGACCUGUGCCAGAGUAUGUCCGUAGCAAUGGCAAAGAGAUUGUUCUCUCCACGACAACGAAUUCGUCUUAUCAUGUCUGGCGGAACACUCAGCAACAUGUUGAAUGCAAUUGGCAAGCGAGGCAGCUCAAUUACAGUUGACAUCAUAAACAUGAUCAUUGAUAACUGUAACCUGAUAUCACCGUCUGGCAUCCAAAACUUAUUGUUGUGGACAUCAGGCAAGUCUGCAUCGUUGAUGCAAAAGAUACACAAUCGAUUCAACAUACCCUACAACCUAGAUUGUUUGGCAAUGGCGCUGAAUCAUGGUUGUCUCGAAACACUGGCCAUCCUCUUUGAGCAUAUGGAAGUGCCUGUCACUGACAUUGAGCCACCAUUGGGCAUAAAGAGUGGACUUGAAGUGUUUAUCAAGGCUGCUUCGUUGGACAAUGUCAUCAUGGUGCUGGACAAACUGCCUUCAAUCAAAGUCGAUCAAACAAUGUGCCAUCACUCACUCUUCAAUCCAUCAAUUGAUGUGUUUGUUUAUAUCUUUAACAAGUUGGAGUUAUCAACAACUUUGUUAACAGAGUUAGUCAAAAUGUCCUACAAUCUUGACAAUCUUCAAGUGUUGAGAUAUCUUCAUCAACAUGUCCCCGCAUCAAUGAUGGCCACGUGUCUAGAGCCAUCACAAAAUACAUUGACGACAGCUGGCUAUGACAAUUGUCAUCAUGUACUAAAGUACUACUUUGAAGAAUCAACAACCUUCAACAAUAUGUCCAUUCCACUUCGACUUCGCCAACUCCAUUCACUUCUUGGCUUCGUACAACAUCUAGGAGCGACCAGGUUGAUCUCCCUAUGUACAGAGCUUAUCAACAAGUUGAUUGAGUUGGAUACCAGGCUAUACCAUCAAUAA
Molecule: messenger RNA, 1611 nt
Organism: Acytostelium subglobosum LB1
Lineage: Eukaryota; Evosea; Eumycetozoa; Acytosteliales; Acytosteliaceae
Exons: 2
Coding region: 1-1611 (536 amino acids)
Source: RefSeq, a predicted model, not a curated record